UGAGCUAGGCAUGCGUGCAUGUUUGCCGCUUCAGCACGACCUCUGAUCAGACAAGAAGUCACACACAUUUCUUGUGCUGCCUGGGUAACUCAUGAAGCUGUUUUAACUGUAAGUACAACAGUAAUAUUGCUGAAGGUGUUGAGAUUCGCCUUCUGAAGUGAGCUCAAGUAAGAAGAUAAUUUAGUGUCAUCAAUCAAACUACCUAGCCUUAACACCAAGAGGGAGAACAGUGCACAACAUGCCUCCAAAAAAAUCAGCAGCUUCGACUGAGAAAGAUGUGCCAGUUGAGAAGUCUUCAGAUCUCGGGGUAUCAAUAAAGUUCAGUGACUUCAGCAAUGAAUUACUGUGUAAUGAAGCAAGCUACAAAAAAUCUGGAAGAUGGCCGGUGGUGUUAGACCCGACUGGCAACGCGGCCACCUUCCUCAAGUAUCGAGACGCCAUCCUGCUCAAUGCUAGAACUCCGAAUGACCUUGUGCCGAACACCAUCCGGCGGGCUGUGCUGGCAGGAUUGAGAUACGGGAAGCCUCUGGUUCUUGAUCUAGAGGACUCGGACCUUUUCGACGUCUGCGUGACGAAAUUCGACGAAGUCCAGAAGGGACUGAUGGAUGAUAUCCUCUCCAAGGAGAUCAUGAAGAAUGAAAAGUACCUCUCCCUGGUCAAAGACACGGAUGGCCCAGAGUUUAAGGCGGAUUGCUUCCUGUCGGAGGUCAACAACUUCCUGUUUGUAAUUACCACCAAGAUAGCUCCCCCGUCUCCACUGCGGAUAAAGACAUUCGUGAUCGAGAUCAAUUGACACCACAAGAUGCUCAAUGAGAGGUCUUUCUUCCUCAGAAACAUGGUUAGACUAGAACAGGCGGAACGCAACAUUCUCCGGCAAUCCCUUCCAUGAGCCGAAUAUUUUCUUCUGUUUUAAGA
This is a messenger RNA of Acanthaster planci (crown-of-thorns starfish), 915 nucleotides long. Its product is annotated as IQ motif and ankyrin repeat domain-containing protein 1-like. The record is from RefSeq and is a predicted model, not a curated record. NCBI's taxonomy places the organism in Eukaryota, Metazoa, Echinodermata, Asteroidea, Valvatida, Acanthasteridae.